Trichosurus vulpecula (common brushtail) is the source of this 1128-nucleotide messenger RNA. It is a transcript of the gene SERPINB5, whose product is annotated as serpin family B member 5. Gene Ontology annotation, biological process: negative regulation of endopeptidase activity. The record is from RefSeq and is a predicted model, not a curated record. Gene Ontology annotation, molecular function: serine-type endopeptidase inhibitor activity. The transcript has 6 exons. Bases 1 to 1128 code for a protein of 375 amino acids. NCBI's taxonomy places the organism in Eukaryota, Metazoa, Chordata, Mammalia, Diprotodontia, Phalangeridae.
AUGGAUGCUCUACGCUCGGCAAACUCAGCUUUUGCGGUUGACCUUUUCAAACAGCUGUGUGACAAGGAAGCAGCGGGCAAUGUCCUUUUCUCUCCAAUAUGUCUUUCUACCUCCCUGUCCCUGGCUCAAGUAGGAACCAAAGGUGACACAGCGAAUGAAAUUGGAAAGGUCCUUCACUUUGAAAACGUCAAAGAUGCACCUUUUGGGUUUCAAACAGUGACCUCCGACGUAAACAAACUUAGUUCUUUCUACUCUCUGAAGCUAAUCAAGCGACUCUACGUAGAUAAAUCUCUAAACCCGUGUACGGAAUUUGUCAGUGCCACCAAAAGGCCCUAUGCAAAUGAAAUGGAAACUGUUGACUUUAAGGAUAAACUGGAAGAAACUAAAGGCCAGAUCAACAAAUCUAUUAAAGACCUUACAGAUGGCCAUUUUGAGAACAUCUUGACUGAAGAUAGUGUAAACGAUCAAACCAAGAUCCUUGUUGUGAACGCAGCCUAUUUCAUAGGAAAAUGGAUGAAGAAAUUUCCUGAAUCUGAAACAAAAGAAUGUCCGUUUAGAAUCAACAAGACAGACACCAAGCCAGUGCAAAUGAUGAAUAUAGAAGCCACAUUUUGCAUGGGCAACAUCAAAGAUAUAAAUUGCAAGAUCAUAGAACUUCCCUUUCAAAAUAAGCACCUAAGCAUGCUCAUUUUACUACCAAAAGAUGUGGAGGAUGAUUCGACUGGGCUGGAAAAGGUUGAGAAAGAGCUCAGCCCUGAGACUCUGCAGGAGUGGACCAAUCCCAGUACAAUGGCCAGCGCCAAAGUGAAACUUUCAAUUCCCAAAUUUAAGGUGGAAAAAAUUAUCGACCCUAAAACAGAUUUGGAAAGCCUUGGAAUGAAAAAUGUCUUUGACGAAAGUACAAGUGAUUUCUCAGGGCUGUCAGAGACUAAGGGAGUGGCUUUGUCCAAAGUCAUCCACAAAGCCUGUUUAGAAAUAACAGAAGAUGGUGGCGAUUCUAUAGAGGUACCAGGAUCUCGAAUCCUGCAACAUAAAGAUGAAUUCAAUGCUGACCACCCAUUUAUUUAUAUCAUCAGGCACAACAAAACACGCAGUAUCAUUUUCUUCGGAAAAUUCUGUUCUCCUUAA